Rotaria sp. Silwood1 is the source of this 462-nucleotide messenger RNA. Lineage: Eukaryota; Metazoa; Rotifera; Eurotatoria; Philodinida; Philodinidae. The record is from the annotation of a GenBank genome assembly.
AUGUUUAUGCUUAAGAUUAUUCCAACGAAUAUUCCAACGACAGCAAAUACUAAUACAAUAGCUGCUACGACGACAAAACAACAGUCAUCUGCUACAGCUAGUACCACUACUAGUGCCACUGCUACCGCUAGUGCUACAGCUAGUACCACUACUAGUGCCACUGCUACUGCUAGUGCUACAGCUAGUACCACUACUAGUGCCACUGCUACUGCUGCAGUUAGUGCCAAUGUUAGUGCUACUGUUACUGCUAGUGCUAAUGAUAGUACGACAGCUAGUCCCACUGCUAGUGCUACAGCUACUGCUACUGCUAGUACUACUGCUUUGAUAGCUAUUUGUACCAGUAGCAUUGCUACCACUGCUGGGCCAAUCACACAAAAUAGUAUCGCUACUGCUGCUGCUAUAACGGUUAUUUGUACCAUCAUCAUUAUCACCUGUCCAGUACGUGUAACACAAUCUAAUUAA